Molecule: messenger RNA, 1318 nt
Organism: Penaeus chinensis
Lineage: Eukaryota; Metazoa; Arthropoda; Malacostraca; Decapoda; Penaeidae
Product: TWiK family of potassium channels protein 7-like
Exons: 8
Coding region: 1-1236 (411 amino acids)
Biological process (GO): stabilization of membrane potential; potassium ion transmembrane transport
Cellular component (GO): membrane
Molecular function (GO): potassium ion leak channel activity
Source: RefSeq, a predicted model, not a curated record
AUGACAAAGAUGUCGUUAUUCACUGAAUCUAUGCUGUAUCCUUUUGUACCAUAUUUCCCUUGCCUCUCGUGUACCUAUGUGUACUAUCUCAAUCCCUCUUUGUACCACCUUUGUGUACCUUCCUGCCUCUCCAGAUUUUUCCAAGUGCUGGAACACCCGGCAGAGGUUGAGAACCAGGAACAAGCCCGCAAAAUGCUCUUAGAACAAAGAUCGCAAUUUCUCCACACGCUCAAUGACGUCACAUCCUUCAAUGAUUCGACUAAUAUGCACGAAUACCAGCGAGUGUUGCUGGCCCUGAGAGCGUACGAGCAGGAGGUGGCGUCUGCCGUAGACGCUGGCGUGUCCCCUGUCGACCCCCACCAGCCGCACUACCAGUGGAAUUACAUCGAGAGUGUCUUCUUCGCGUCCACGGUCAUCACGACUAUCGGCUACGGCAACAUGGCGCCCGUGACGGCGUGGGGCCGCUUCUUCUGCAUCCUGUACGGCUUCGUGGGCAUCCCGGUCACCCUCAGCGUCAUCGCCGACCUCGGCACGAUCUUCGCCAACAUGGUCCUGGCCAUUUCCAAGAAGUUCCGGCGGGUUGCUAAGAACUGCGCGCCGUUCAAGGAGCUCAAACUUCCCGGCGAAGACCAGUCCCGCGGGCUAAUUGUGUUCGGAUCCGUGCUCGCGCUUCUCGUCUACAUCGCAAUCGGUGGCGCCCUUUUCAUCCAGUGGGAGGAUUGGUCUUUCUUCGAAGCCUUUUACUUCUGCUUCAUCACCAUGACAACCAUUGGUCUCGGAGAUCUCGUGCCAGAACGCACGGAGUUCAUGCUCGUAUGCACCAUAUACAUACUUAUAGGCUUGGCCCUGACUUCUACCAUCAUAGAGUUAGUCAGACGUCAGUACGCCGAGAGCUGGCAACAAAUGAAGGAGUUCAGCGGCAAGCUCGGCGAACUCUCAGGGCCUCUGGCAGAGCACCUGCGGAGGAUCGGCGAGCAGGCGGGCGAACUCAACAUGGACGUCCAUUUGCUGAAGGAUCUCAAGGACCUCAAGACCGUGAUCACGCUGAGCAAGCUGGAGGCCCUCACGCGAAUGGACCCCAAACUGCGGACCGACGCCCGCCUCGCCGAGCUCCUGAAGAGCCACCUGAGCGGGGACGAGGGCGCGGCAUUCCUGGGCGACGUGACGGAGGCGCUGCAGCCCAACGGCGCCAAGAGGAAAGUCAUACAGGUCGUCAUCUACGAGAGCUCCGUGUGAAAAACAAGGAAGAUAAAUGCGAGGAAGAGAAAUUUCUUUUAAUUUAGACAACUCGACUUCAGAGUUGGAAUGAAUUUAUUUG